UAGCCGCACUGCUCCACUGGAACAGAGGAUGUGGACGACUCCGUGGAUGAAAGAACGGAUUGCACUCUGAAGAAGAGAGACAUGCAGAGAGAAAGGGAGAGAGAGAGCAAAAAUGGGAAUGGAAUAAAAAUGAUUCUCCUUCUGUUGGGUCGUCCUCUUUGCUCCAGUCUCAUUUGCUUUGAGAGGAAAACUUCCCAGGCAGAGAGACAGAGGAAACGCACACAUAUUGCGAUAUAUCUAUAAAAUUCCUAUACAUAUAUCAAUAUAUGCCUGUUUUCUUAAAAGCUGGCUUUGGGAAUGUUGGAUCUUGACCUCGGGAGCCUGUUUACAAAUGUCCAUUCUCUUCCUGAGAACAACUGAACACAGCCUCAACAGGUAACUAAAGGGGAAAACUAUAGAACACUAUGUAUGGGCAGACGGGAGCAUUCGGAAGCUUCUGGAAGGAAAAACAACGAGUCAGCGGGAAAGGAAUCAUGUCCAGUGGAUUAUGCCAUCACAGUGCUUUGGAUCUCUUCUGUCUGAGCACCAAACCAGUGUUUGGUGGGAUGGUUAUCCACCUGAGAUGUCUUCGCUAGGAGACAACUCAACAGGGAUAAGUGUGCCAACGCUCAAAUCCGUCUUCAGUUCUUCAGGGUCCCAAGUCGGCCGGCUCAUACUGGAUCCGUUGUGCCCGUAAGAAAAUUCUGGAAUAUUCAUGAGAAUUCUGCAGGGUGCUCUGCCUCUCAGGUGACUCCCCGCGAACUGGAGACGCUCCAGGGAGCGGGAUUUUUCAGAGCGCUUCUCUUUUUGGCAGUACGUUCGCCUGACAACGGCAGACAUGUUUAAUUAAAGGAGCGGGAGAAUCAUCUGGGGAUGCGCUCCUGAAGGAGGCUCAGUGAAGGACUGAGCUGAGGCUCCUGCUUCAGCUUGCUCGCAUGCUGCACACACACCUCCUCCUCCUCCUCCUGUCCUCCUCCUUGAGGACUUGCUUGCUCUAAAGCACUAAACUGCCAGUGCGUGAAUCCUCCCAUGCCUCCAAGACACUGAAACUGAGAAUACUCCCUCUUCUUUGUCAUUGAAAGUCUUCGAAACUAAAUACAUAGUGUGAGCCCCCUUCCACACACACACAUACACACACACACACACAUACACACACAUUGUUGCUAUUACUGUUGUUGUUGUUUCUCAUCUACACGCGAGCCGGUGAAAAAUACCUACCUUGGCUGUUGAUAUUUGGGUGUAAACUACAACAUCAAGCCUAGUUGGGGUGCCCAAGGGGGCUGUGGCAGAGCGGGCACUUUGAGUCAUGGCUGCCCACGUCGUGCUCGCCUGCCUGGGUCUGGCUCUGGUCCUUGGGUCUGGCUGCCUGGGCCCGAAUGGCGGCUCGUGGACUGUGGACGCCCAGGCGUCGCCGGCAGCCGCCACGGCCAAUCAAACGGCACCGCCCUCCGAGUCAUCACCGGAGGUGACGUUGGCCACACCAAGCAUCGCCGUCCCGAGCGUGGCGUCUGAGCCCAAGCCCAUCCUGCCCAUGGGCGGCAACUGCCUGGGCUACUACGAUGUCAUGGGCCAGUGGGACCCACCGUUCAACUGCAACGCCGGCGUCUACCAGUUCUGUUGCGGCUCCUGCUUUUACCGCUACUGCUGCUCCAGCAAGGUCCAGGGGCUGGACCAGUUGGCCUGCUCCAACUACGACACGCCCGUAUGGGCCAACACCGGCAAGCCGGUGGCGCCUGUCACCGAGGCCCAAGAGGAGCCGGAGCGCGACAGCACCCACAUGAUCGUCUACAUCAUCUGCGGCGUGGUGGCCAUCAUGGUACUGGUGGGCAUCUUCACCAAGGUGGGGCUGGAGAAGAGCCAAGGGAGACAGCAGGACAUGCCCAACUCCAGGACCCUGACGGAGCUGCUGAAGCAGCCAGGAGAGGCGGGCGGAGUGGACAGGGCGGGAGGCCAUCACCCAAUCGGAACCAACGGCAUCUCUGGCAGACCCCUCCGCACCAAUAACGAACACAACCACCUGAACAACGCCGCACUCUCCCCGCUGGGUCCGGCCAUGGCGCUCUCUCACCCCCACAACAACCUGGGCCUGAGCUUCAACAAGUACACCUCCCUCAAGGCCGUGGACUCGGGGCUCCGGGACUACUACAAGAGCUACCCCAUGAUGGACUACAACCCGCGGCAGACAUCCAGCCCGCCCACCUUCCAGCCCAUCGCCUUCCACCCGAAGGACAAGCCCUUCCUGCCGCCGCCCGACAUCCACGCGCCGCUGGCCAUCACUGCCACCGUGGCCCCGCUGACCAAGCCCAAGAUCUCCAAGACCAACACACACCCGCUCACCUCCACGUCCGCCUUCAAGGUGUGGGACCCCAGCAAGAGCCACGUGCAGCACCCGCAGGUGGCCCACAUGGGCCCGCCGCUGCAGCCGCUGGCGCACGCACAGACGCUGGUGCACGCGCACACGCUGCAGUCCAUGCAGUCGCUGCAGGCGCACGCGCAGUCGCACGCGCAGGCGCAGGCGCAGGCGCAGGGGCAGCCCAACAGCCGGCGGCAGGCCUACACGAACAAGAGGCAGUUCAGCAUCGAGACGCUGCCCGAGCUCUUCUCGCAGCCGCUGGGCUACGGCCAGUCGCCCCACCUGCACCCCAAGCACAAGGGGCUGCCCACCAACAGCAAGACGGAGGUCACGGUCUGAGCUAUGGGCGACAAACGGAGCGAGAGAGAAAGGGAGAGAGAAAAAGAGAGCAAGAGUGAAUGAGUGGGAGAGAGAGAGGAAGAGGAAAAAAGGCAAAAGCUGGUCUUUACGACUACAAAUUGAGGAACACAUGGAGAUGGUGGAUGGUGCCUGUGAUUACAUGCAUUGCCUCUUUCAACAGCUCUGUUAGCUGGGGUUAGCGCUUAGCGCCCAAACACUCCUCUCCCCAUCGUUAUACACCCCCCCCACCGCCUCCCAUCCCCGGGCUCAAUGAAACCAUCACACCUCUACUGCUUCUCCCAACCUCCUCUCCCACAAUGAGCACAGCUCCCACACCCUCCCAGAACAGACAGUUCUCUGUGUUAGAAGACUGUCAGGGCAGUUCAGGCACACACACACACACACACACACAGACAAAAACACACCCAUUCACAUACAGUAUACAGGCACAGACUCACACACACACACAGAGGAGGGAGUAUCCCCAGAGCAUGCAUGUCAGCUUGGACAAUGCCGCUGUGUUGUCACUUUCCAUCAGGCUCCACCUAGAGUGGAGUGAGAGAUCAUUCUGACAAAUCUGGACCAGAGAAGAAAAAAAGAGAGGGAGAGGAGGGGAGGAGAGGGGGAAAAAUACACCUUGAUUUUGUGUGUGUGUGUGAGUGUGUGCGUGUGUGUGUGUGUGUGUGUGUGUGUGUUUUAUCGUUCUGACCUGCGGCAAGAAUAUGCAAGGAGAACUCAUCUGCGUCAGAGCACCAGCGCAUCACUGCUGCUCCCAUGGGCUUGGGGC
Molecule: messenger RNA, 3458 nt
Organism: Alosa sapidissima (American shad)
Lineage: Eukaryota; Metazoa; Chordata; Actinopteri; Clupeiformes; Clupeidae
Product: protein shisa-8
Exons: 6
Coding region: 1286-2671 (461 amino acids)
Biological process (GO): regulation of short-term neuronal synaptic plasticity; regulation of AMPA receptor activity
Cellular component (GO): AMPA glutamate receptor complex; postsynaptic density; postsynaptic membrane
Source: RefSeq, a predicted model, not a curated record